CCACUCACUGCCUGUAGAGAAAAAACAGCGGAAAUAGUACCCCAACGCAUACCCUAAACCAGAGAUGGGCCUAUUCGGGCCAUUGAGACACAGGGCCGCAUGUUCAUGUGUCCAUGAUGAGAGCGCGGAAUUCUGACACAGGAUGACUUUUACUGGGAUCUUUGGAACCCAGCCGCAGAUCUCGCAGCUGAGAUGGUCAACAGACUCCAGUUGUAUCCAGGACUGAGGGUUUACAUAUUGAAAGAACUCAAAAAGCGUGUGAAUGCCCACUACCAGGAUAAGAAGCUGGACCUGGAUAUGAGACGCGGCUGGAAGGAGUUAACAGAGAACAGGUACACAAUGCUGGUCAAGAAACUCCAAGGGCAGUAUGCAAAACAAGCAACGGUGUUUGUAAAUGAAAUCAUAUAUAAACAGCACAACUGGUACAAGAGGUGGUGCGACCUACAGAUCGAACAGGAAAUGAAGAGAUCUUUGACGCCUGAGGAACACCGAUUGUUGAUGAGAACUUUAAUCUCAACAAACAUCCUAGCUACCAAAUCUGUGACAAGAAAAAGAUGACAGCAUGCCAAAGUGGCCGCGGACGACAGCAAUGAGGACGGCAGAUAUGCACACUAACUAUCUUGGCCACGAUUGAUGCUUUAGUUGGCAGAUCGGGUGCUCGGGUUUAAUUUUACUAAUACCCU
Messenger RNA from Kickxella alabastrina, 683 nucleotides. RefSeq lists its product as uncharacterized. The record is from RefSeq and is a predicted model, not a curated record. Lineage: Eukaryota; Fungi; Kickxellomycota; Kickxellomycetes; Kickxellales; Kickxellaceae. The coding region runs from base 193 to 558 and encodes 121 amino acids. The transcript has a single exon.